Talpa occidentalis (Iberian mole) is the source of this 3118-nucleotide messenger RNA. It is a transcript of the gene RASL10B, whose product is annotated as RAS like family 10 member B. NCBI's taxonomy places the organism in Eukaryota, Metazoa, Chordata, Mammalia, Eulipotyphla, Talpidae. The record is from RefSeq and is a predicted model, not a curated record. The transcript is spliced from 4 exons. The coding region runs from base 2477 to 3088 and encodes 203 amino acids. Gene Ontology annotation, molecular function: GTPase activity; GTP binding.
UCUCACCCCCCACCCCCAAACUCCUACCAAUCAGGUCAUGGGGAGACCAGCAUCUUCCGACGCCCCCACCCACCCACUCCCACAUGAAGGUGGCGAGGACAGACAGCAGGCAGGCGUGUGACUCGGCCCACGAGACAGCCGAGCCCCAUCCCUCAGUCUGGACCAGGGCUCAGGUGUCCAGGCUGAGGGGAGGGGACAAGAAGCAGACUUUGGCCCCGGUCUGUGUCCCCAGUCUCUUGCCAGACGCUGUCUGCAGACUCACUGCAGAGCGCAGGCCUUGGGGAGAGAGUGCUUAGGGGGUGGGCCCUGCUUCUUGAGACAGCUCCCUUCCACCCCCACCCAGCCAGGGAUGUUGGAUUAAUCAACACUUAAACCCCGGCCCCUGCCUGAGAAGAGGGAGCAGGCACCAACCCCUCCGAGUCAGGGACAGGGCCACACUUGGGCCUUGUGGGUUCCAAUAGGCUGUCCCCAGACUAGGGGCCUCUCUGGCACCCCCUCCCUGGCUCCAGCACUGUGCUAGGCUUUUAUUUCCCUGCUCUUCCCCAGAAGGGCUUGGCUUCUGGGCGGGAAGUGUGAUGUCCAGGAGAAUGUGUAGAUAGGUACGUCCUAGAUGCCUCUAAGUCGCCACACCUGGAGAGAGUCGGGGACUUGUCUAGCAAUCUUGCCCUCAUUUUCUCCCCUAGGAUGCCCCUUCCCCACCUGCUUGCGUUGGUUAUGUAAUUAACCCAGUGGAUGCCCGCUGCCAAGCUGACAAUGUCCAGGGAUGCCCGAGGGGCUCAGGGUCUGGAGGGAUUUAUGGGGAAGAGGUCCUGGUUCUUGCCCCAGUUGGAAGCCCAUAGAAGUAGAUAAACACCUGUUGGGGAAAGGACACUGCUUGAGGCAGAAGAAAUCAGGGUCUUGUGUUAGUGGAGAGCUCAGUUGACUAUGACUCAGUUCCCUGAGUAUCUGGUUUUAGCUUUAACUUUCAAUAAAAUGGGCAGAUUCACACACACUUGAACUCGCUAUAGACCUGUGAGCAACUGCACAGCGGCUAGUGACCCAGCCCAAGAUUGCCAGGAGGCUUCACUGAGAUCAUGGAAGAAUCAUAGGUGAAUGACGGCCACUAUAUACCGGGCACCCACUCAGUGCUAGCACUGAGCUUUAUGUGCGUAACUUUGCAACACCCUUUGAAGUUUCUUGCCCAAGUCGCACUUUAGGUGGCAGAACUGGGAAUCCAACCCUGGUGGGUGAGUCUCACUCCAAAUCCUGCCGUUUAUUUAGUAUGCUGUAUAUGCACAGUAUAGGUGUAUGUCCAGUGGAUUGGACACUCUGAACCGGGACACGCUGGGGCACAUGUGAACUGUGCACACGUGGAGAGAGCAUGCAUGCACACACAUGGGGAUGCAUGGCCCUGUGGGAGUCCAGUCAAGCCCUUUGCCCUGGACCCAUUUAGCAGACACUGGUGUCAUCCUCCUGCAAACAGUCCCCGGAUAAGAGGUCUCAGGCUUGUACCAGCUUCUCGGGUCACCAUCCCCAACAGAAGAGAAGGCACCUAGCUAAGAGAUGUAAUGUAUUUAGAUUUUUUUCUCAGAAAUAGGGGCUGUUCACCCCAUUUUAGAUAUGAGGCAAGUGUGGCUCAGAUCGGGCAGGUGAUUUGCCCACUGAAGAAACAUCAGGGCUGGGCUCUCUCCCAGAGCUCUGAGGCCACUGACACUGAGCAGGCAAGGAACUCGUGAACCCAUAGCAAGAUUCUGCCUGCUCUGCACCCAGCCCUCUGGGCACCAGAGGAUGCAGGGACUCAGACACAGCCCUGUGGGCACUCAGCCGCUAGAAUUACUAUACUUGGAAGCUGGAGAAAGAUGAACUGCUGUUCCCAUCAGUGUGACUUUGGGCACACUUCAUAUUCCUGAGGCUUCUGGCUAAAGUGGGGAUACCUCUCCUUCAGGGUGUUGUGCUAAGGGUAGCCGCAUGGGCAUGCUAACUUAGAGUAAGUGAUCAACAGGUGUUGCAUUCCGGAGCCGAAGGGAUUAAUUGAGGGGCAUUUAGAAAUGGGGGGAGGGCAUUUUUGGUCCUGGUGACUGGAGGCUUCAAUUCGCUGUCAGGGUGCUGGCAGGCACCUCGUGGCAGCCAGGGACAUGAAACGUCCUGCAGUGCUCAGACAUUCCUGCCCAAUUUUCUUUCCAGGAAAUGCCAGAGCGCCUCUGCUGAGAUACUGGCCUAGUCUCAUCCCUCAACACCGAGACUCUAGGAGUUGCGGUCUUGUCCUGGGCUCCGUGGGAAGGCUGCGGUUGGAGCUUUUUCCACCCUGCCCUGCAGCCUGCCGUGGCUUGGGAGUCAGACCUGGCCAAAAUCCAGGUGGAGGCCACAGAGGGCCCAGGGCAAGCAGGGGCAGCAAUGGUUGGUCCUGACGGUGGCUGAGCCCCCAGCCCCUGGAAUAUGCAGCCCGGGGGUGCCCCAGGCAGCGGUGAGGACGAGGUGGCGGAGCGGGGCGGGAGGCAUGGUCUCCACCUACCGGGUGGCCGUGCUGGGGGCGCGAGGCGUGGGCAAGAGUGCCAUCGUGCGCCAGUUCCUGUACAACGAGUUCAGCGAGGUCUGCGUGCCCACCACCGCCCGCCGCCUCUACCUGCCUGCUGUCGUCAUGAACGGCCACGUGCACGACCUCCAGAUCCUCGACUUCCCGCCCAUCAGCGCCUUCCCUGUCAACACGCUCCAGGAAUGGGCAGACACCUGCUGCAGGGGACUCCGGAGCGUCCACGCCUACAUCUUGGUCUACGACAUCUGCUGCUUUGACAGCUUUGAGUACGUCAAGACCAUCCGCCAGCAGAUCCUAGAGACCAGGGUGAUCGGCACCUCAGAGACGCCCAUCAUCAUCGUGGGCAACAAGCGGGACCUGCAGCGCGGACGCGUGAUUCCGCGCUGGAACGUGUCACACCUGGUGCGCAAGACCUGGAAGUGCGGCUACGUGGAGUGCUCGGCCAAGUACAACUGGCACAUCCUGCUGCUCUUCAGCGAGCUGCUCAAGAGCGUCGGCUGCGCUCGCUGCAAGCACGUGCACGCCGCCCUGCGCUUCCAGGGCGCGCUGCGCCGCAACCGCUGCGCCAUCAUGUGACGCCGCCCCGCGGGCUGCACCCCCAGAGGC